CCUUGGCUUUGCUCCCCACACUGCCAAGUGCCAAAACACAUCACCUAUUCACCUCCCUCCCGUUUUCCCAAACUGAGCCACCGAGCUAGAGGCCGGGAAUAGUAUUCUUCUAGCCCGUCUCGAGAGCCUUCUCCCAAUGGCCAAGCACGUUGCCGCCCUCCUGCUGCUACUGAUGGCGGUCGCCGUAACCACGGCCCCGCCGUCAGCGGCGUUCCUGGUCCAGCCCCAGCCGAACCUCCUCACGUACCACAACGGCGCCGUACUGAGCGGCGACAUCCCUGUCUCCAUCCUAUGGUACGGCCGCUUCACGCCGGCGCAGAAGGCCGUCGUCUCCGACUUACUCCUCUCCCUCUCCGCGACGCCGUCGUCGUCGUCCCGCGCCCCGUCCGUCGCGCAGUGGUGGAGCAGCAUCAACCGGCUCUACCUCUCCAAGGCGGCGGCCGUCGGCAAGAACGGCGCCCACGGCGACGCCGGGAGCGCGCGGGUGGUCUUGGCCGGGCAGGUCUCCGACGAGGCGUGCUCGCUUGGGAAAAGCCUCAAGAUGUCCCAGCUCCCGGCGCUCGCGGCCGCGGCGCGCCCCGCCAAGGCUGGCGGCAUCGCGCUGGUGCUCACGGCGCAGGACGUGGCGGUGGAGGGCUUCUGCGCGAGCCGGUGCGGGCACCACGGGUCGUACGGCGGCGGCGGCGGCGGCGCCCGCGCGGCGUACGCGUGGGUGGGGAACCCGGGCGCGCAGUGCCCCGGGCAGUGCGCGUGGCCGUUCCACCAGCCGGCGUACGGGCCCCAGGCGCCGCCGCUGGUGCCGCCGAACGGGGACGCCGGCAUGGACGGCGCGGUGAUCAGCGUGGCCGCCAUGGUGGCCGGCGCGGUGACCAACCCGUUCGGGGACGGGUUCUACCAGGGCGACCGCGGCGCGCCGCUGGAGGCCGCCACGGCGUGCGCGGGCGUCUACGGCAGCGGCGCCUACCCCGGGUACGCCGGGCGGCUGCUGGUGGACGCGGCGACGGGCGCCAGCUACAACGCGCGCGGCGCGCGCGGGAGGAAGUACCUGCUCCCGGCGCUGUUCGACCCCGACACGUCGGCGUGCUCCACGCUGGUGUAGCCGCCGUACGUAGACCCGAUCGUGCCGAGGUGACGGACCCUCCAAAUUAAAAAAAAAAUGUUUCUCAAGUGUUGCUAUCUGUGUAAAUACUGUAUAGACCUAUAGUACAGUGAGUAUCAUCGUACGUAUACGUACGUAGCUGCCGGCCGGGCAGUGCUAAAUAAAGGGCCUGUGAAUUGUACGUAGUAUCGUACUAUCGUGUACCGCAGCUGGCAUGUACGGUGGAGCUCAGGAAGCUUAUCGGCUAGGGCCUAGGGGAUGAGGCCUGAGGAAGACGACGCCACGCCGAGAAGGGAGAUCCAGUCCGUGCUGCCUUAUUGGGAGUUUGGGACACCAAAAGGAAUGCGCGCAUCAUGGAAUGACACGUAAGGUACGGUUUGCUGGCGACCAUACCGCACGUGUGGCCCCAGGAUGGCGACAGCAUGGACGUGCUUUUCUUAAAUGGGACAGGAUACAUUUUGUGACGGGUCAUGGUAAGUAGCCCGUAAUUACUAGAAUAAAUUCCCUGUAUGUCAUUGGAAAAUAGAUGUGAUCCCUUAUAUGCCAUUGAAAAUUACCUCA
Messenger RNA from Panicum virgatum (switchgrass), 1660 nucleotides. RefSeq names its product protein PHOSPHATE-INDUCED 1 homolog. NCBI's taxonomy places the organism in Eukaryota, Viridiplantae, Streptophyta, Magnoliopsida, Poales, Poaceae. The transcript has a single exon. The coding region runs from base 137 to 1099 and encodes 320 amino acids. The record is from RefSeq and is a predicted model, not a curated record.